GGGCCGCGCUGGCACUGCAAGGGUGGACGCCGCGGGGCCUGCACGACCUGCCAGACGUGUUUUAAUUAGAGGUGAGUUCCGUCGCGCGGGACGACCUUUGAGAGAGACUUACGGCAUCCCUCACGUAAGUAGAAUUUUCGCGCGUCCUCCGCGAAGCCUCCUCACAUCAUCACUGCCUACACUGCCGUGCCGCGAGUGCGAGGACCGCGUGAAAAAAAAAAGUCGCGCCUACGCGAAAAAUAACGAAGUCGAGGAGUGACAAGUGCGAUGGUGAAGAAUAACUCGCGGCGAGUGUAAAAUCGGUACUUGGAGGACGAAACAAAGUGUGUCGAGCUUGGCCAGCCUGUUUGCAGCACGCGACGCAGAUAUUUCGGCUUCAACAGUGGAAAUCUGUCUAUCUGCAAGAUGAACGAUUACGAAAGUAAUCAGCGCAGCAGUAUUCAUGAUAAACAGAGAGAAAUGGAGAAUCGAGGUAGAAACCAAGGCACAGGGCCUGGAACUCUUAAACGAUUGGACAGCAUUCAGGAUCCAGGAAAAAGAUACACGCUGAAAGAGCGUAUCGGUGUCGGUAUAUAUGGCGAUGUUUACGAAGGGAUUGAUCAGCAAGCUGGAAAUAAAAGAGUUGCCAUUAAGAUCCAAAAGCUCACGUCGGAAACGCAAUCCCUAAUUGUGGAAGAAUAUCGUAUUCUUCGUGAUUUCGCCGGUCAUCCAAAUCUCCCAGAAUUCUACGGAAUAUAUCGCAAGCGAUCCGGGAAACAGUCUGAGUUCGACCAGAUAUGGUUCGUCAUGGAGUUUUGCGAGGGUGGGACAGUCAUGGAUCUUGUUCACGGAAUGAUUGCAAAUAACAAAAGGAUGCGAGAGGAGCAUAUUGCCUUCAUUUUGAGGGAAGUCAUCAAGGCUUUAAUCCACUUGCACGAGCACAAUGUAAUCCACAGAGACAUUCGUGGCAACAACAUCGUUCUGACGAAGGAAGGAGAAGUGAAAUUAGUGGACUUCGGACUCUCCAGGACGGUGAAGAACGAGCUGGAGAAACGGCACACCUGCAUAGGAUCGCCAUCCUGGAUGGCGCCGGAAGUCGCCAGUAGCAAAGGAAGCGGGACCGAUGGUGGAUACGGCAGCCGGGUCGACGUGUGGGCGAUCGGCAUUACGGCAAUAGAGCUAGCCGACGGCAAAGCGCCGUUCGAAGACAUGCAUCCGACGCGUGCACUCUUUCAAAUCGUUCGCAAUCCACCACCAACCCUUUACCGACCCGCCAACUGGUCGCAGAAUCUCAACGACUUCAUUUCGGAAUGUCUCGAGAAGAACCCAGAGAACAGACCGUACGUGAUGGAGAUCAUUGAACAUCCCUUUUUGUCGGAGCUACCCGAGAACGAUUAUCCGCUGACGCAAGAAAUCAAAACACUGGCGACGAAUGUCUCCGAAAAGGGCAGAGAGCAAAGAAAAGCGGAAUCGAUAGUUCGCAAAGGUUUCUUAAAGACUCAUCAAGACGAACCGCCAGAACAUAUGCUCACGGAAGACUUGGCAGCACUGGAUGUCCUGAGCGAAAAUGUGAUCUUGGAUGAACUUCACGAAAGACUGCAGCGGGGUGAAUAUCAUACAUUUAUCGGCGACGUUCUAUUGAUACUCAAUCCAAACGAAAAACACGAUAUUUAUGGUGCUUACUAUCACGCGAAAUAUCAAUGCAAAUCGCGAUCGGAUAAUGCCCCUCAUAUUUACUCCGUGGCAGACAGCGCGUUUCAGGAUGUUAUGCAUAACGAAGAAUCGCAGCACAUCUUGCUAGCCGGUGAGAGCAACUCUGGGAAAACGACAAAUAUGCUGCAUCUGGUGAACCAUCUUAUGUUCCUCGGACGAGGUCUGCACGAUACUGGAACGAGAGUGCUGCGAGCUAUAAAAAUUAUUCAUGCUUUCACAAAUGCCGCGACACCGCUGAAUGUUAAUUCCACCAGAUGCAUAUUACAAAUACAGACGACAUUCGGCUCAACCGGUAAAGCAUCCGGCGCAAUAUUUUGGCAAUAUCAAUUAGAAAAGUGGCGCGUCUCUACUCGCGAUAGAAAUCAGUCAAAUUUCCAUGCCUUUUACUACUUUUACGACGGUCUCGAGGCGUCAGGAAAAUUAAAGGAAUAUUACCUAUCAGGUGGAAGAAGACUUCGAUAUCUCAGAAUAACUGACAAGGGCACUGAAAAGAAGCGAGCGUUCAAAGUGAGGAAUGAACCGCAAAACAACGCAGUGAAAUUCGAAGAACUCAUGGAAAGUCUAAAAUUUAUAGAUAUGGAAGAACAUUGUGAGAUUAUUCGAAAGACCCUUGCAGCCAUUCUAAUUCUCGGAGAAAUUCAAUUUGUCGAAGGCAAUAACGGGGAGGCUGAAUUGGAUAACAACGAAGCCGCUGAUAAAGUGGCGGAACUCCUUGGCCUGGAUUCAAAGAAAUUUAUCUGGGCUCUCAUAAAUUAUUGCUUGAUCGUGAAAGGAUCGGCGAUACGUAGGAAGCACACUUGUGAAGAAGCGAAAGAAGCACGAGAUGUCCUGGCGAAUACUCUUUAUCAACGUUUAGUAGACUGGAUAGUCAACAACAUCAAUUAUAAGUUGUCAAUGACUCGUAGUCUUUACGGUGACAAAUAUGCCAUUAGUAUCCUCGAUUAUUUCGGAUUCGAAUGUUUCACGAUGAAUCGACUGGAACAGCUGCUGGUGAAUACGAUGAACGAACAAAUGCAAUAUUAUUAUAAUCAAAGGAUAUUCGUCUGGGAAAUGCAAGAACAAGAAGAGGAAGAUAUACCCACACAACGGUUGCGCUUUUACGAUAAUAAGGAAGUGAUCGAUCAAUUAAUGAGCAAGGAAAAUGGUCUCUUCCAUAUUAUCGAUGACGCUUCGCGGCAAUUGCAGGAUGCUCAAUACAUCCUCGAGAAGAUCAAAGAAUGUAAGCCUAGUGUUUACGUGAAACCGGUGAGCUCGCAUGAGUUCACGGUCGCGCAUUACACCGGCAAGUUGAUAUACGACGCCAGCGAGAUUGCCGCGAAAAAUCGAGACUUCGUGCCGCCGGAGAUGAUCGGCACGAUGAGGUUCUCCUCGCAUGAUGCAGUUAAGCAGAUGUUCACGAAUAAGCUAACUAAGUCGGGAAACCUGACGAUCGUCGAUGAACAUAGUCUCGCGGAAGAGAAAACGUCGAAAAAGAAAUGGAAUGUUCUCAUGCAGGAAUCUUCCAAGUUUCGGAAAUACAAUACUGCGUCUAAAGGAUACUACUCUCAGACGCGCAAAAUGCGGACGUGUUCAUCGACGUUUAAAACAACGAGUCGCGAAAUUUUGAAAAAUCUUGCGGUAGGCACUGCAAGCGGCGGCAUGUACUUCGUUAGAUGCAUACGCUCCGAUCUCGAGGAUGUUCCUCGCAGUUUUUAUCGAGAAGUUGUCAAACAACAAAUCAGAGCGUUAGCAGUUCUCGAUACAGCGAAAGCCAGACAACGCGGUUAUCCGUACAGAAUACCCUUCCAAGAAUUCCUUCGAAGAUACAAAUUUUUAGCCUUUGAGUUCAACGAGACAGUCGAAAUGACGAAGGAUAACUGCAGACUACUUCUAAUCAGAUUGAAAAUGGAAGGUUGGAUCAUCGGUAAGACCAAGGUCUUCUUAAAGUAUUACAAUGAAGAGUAUUUGUCACGCUUAUAUGAGACACAAGUCAAAAAAAUUGUAAAAGUCCAAUGUAUGAUGCGUGCCUUUCUAGCACGCAAAAACAUUGCCACUAAGAUCGUCGACAUUAAGAAAGAGAUUGUGAAGAAAGCAUCAAUCAAGAGAAAUAACUCGCUAUCGGCUGAUGAAGCGGCAGUAAUGAUACAGAAAGCUUAUAGAGGACAUGUGGUGAGAAAAGAAAUGGGGCCUCUUCUGAAAGAAGAAAUGGACCAAGAAACAAAGGAUUUCAUCAAAUUCUAUUGCAGCAAAUGGAGAUCGAAGAGCAUGUUCCAAGUCCUCCUACGAUACCGUGCAGCCCGUUAUCAAGACCUCGUGCAGUUAUCGCAGCAGAUUCAUUUAUACAAUCAAUCGACAGUGGCAACUUUGAAAAAAGUGAAUGAAUGUGUAUCUCUUGAAAAAAUCGACCCGAGUGUCAAGAUAGAUACCUAUAUAAGUAAGAUAAAACCACCUCAAGUUCAUAAACUACCCUUCGAUAUGAAACAAGAAUUUCUCUACUUCGAUACGAGCUAUAUGAACGAUCCUUCAAACGUGAACAUUAAACGUGCAGGAUCUAUAUUGUCUGCGAUGAGUGAUGAUGAGCACGAAUCUUGGGAUGCACCGUUACGUAGACAAACAGUGCCUUGGGCCAACAAAAAUGUUCAUACCAGAGAUGUUGAGAUUCAAACAACAAAUUCGCCACAUCGCGUACCUCUACAUCGUACAUCAAUCGGCGGGGAUCAAAGUUUAAUCAACACUCCGUUCACCAGGGAUCCUAACAUUCCGAUUAAAUGUCCAGAGGAGUCAUCUCUUCGUAAAAGUAGCAUUUCUAAUUUUCAGCCUGCGAGUAAACGUGCUUCUACGCAACCGUCAGAGUCUCCCUCUAUUUCUUAUUCGUAUUCUAACGUUGCCAAAAAGAAAACAUCGCCAUCACCAUUUAAUCAAGCACAAUCCUCAGCAAUGCGUAAUUUCAAUAAUUAUGAAUCAGAUAUUCAAAACAGAAAUGUAGACGGAAUCACGGAGUGGAAGUUUGAGAGUAAAAUCAAUCGCAACAUCAACAAUAUUCGCGUAAAUCCCAUCAAAGAGUUGGAAAUGAUAGGUCGUCAAAACAACGAUGACGAAAACGACGAUGCGCCGCCGUUCAAUUUUCAGGCAAUGUUGCGGAAAACACCUCAUCAGCGCGCUUCGAUGAAACGUAACCCCGUAUAUGAGAGCGUCACACCGUCAUCAAUGCCGCAGUCUUAUCGCCGUGAUAGCAAAGACUUAUACGACCGAAAAGUCACCUAUAAAACUAAUGAUAGUCAAACUAAUGAUAGCAAAGAUUCGCCAGAAUGGAGUCCAAACGAGAUGAUUCUUAUGUCAGAGAAAUACGCGAAGGAGGACGCAUGGAAUGAGGAAUGUGCUAACGAUGGCGAUAGCAUUACUACAGAGAUCGCACCAGGCAUUGUUAUUAAAGGCCACGUAGCUGAACUAUAAAAUAUCAAACUAAGACCAGUUGCAUCAGUUCGCUGUACUUAUACUCAGUCAAACUGUCUCUAUAUACUUGUUAUAAUUUAAAAAGUGGAAAAAAAACAAAUCGCUAAUUAGAAAUCAAUGAAAACUAACAAUGCAACUCUGACCCCUUGCAAAAUUUAUAUCUUGAUUCUUAAUUUUGAAUUCUCAAUUGCAAAACGAAAAAAUAUAACUCUAUAACGAGUAGUGCAAUAAAAUUUGACAUUAUUAAAUCAAUAAUUCAGAAUAAUUUAAUAAAUAGUGUUAUAUGCGCUUGUAAUAUAUGGAGAAAAUUUGAUAUAAAAAAAUUACUGUGAUACGACAGUACCCGCAGACCAUAAGAAGAAUUAUAAGUUUAAAUAUUAUAGCUAUUAUGUGAAAAACAUAGUAAAAAUUUUUAUAACUCCUUCAUGAUUCGUGGCUACUGCCGUACACAGUAAUUUUGGUAUAAAAUUUUCUCCAUGUAGUAUUGUUAAACGCAUAACAUUCGUAAAUAAAAUAAUAUAUAAGUACUAAUAUGGAAUAACACAUUCUCUUAUUAAGAAAAAUCUUAUAAAGAAAAAUAUCUUAAUAAAAUUAUUUAGUUUUUUUUUUGUUAAGCAAUAUUAAACAUAAUACAGCUACAAACAUACAUCAUAAAAUGUACUGUUUGAUGAAAAGCUGCAAUAAUAGAUAUGUACAAGUAAAUUCAGAAAUUUGCUAUAAAAGCAAUAUGAAUAAUAUAGAUAUAUUUUUGCUCGUAAAAAUUCUUAAACUAAUAUAAUUUUCAAUAAGCAACAACUUUCAAUAUGCUGCAAGAACCGUAUUUCAUUGCACGUAUCAAUUAUUACUUUGUAAAAUUUGAAUUUAGAAGAUGAUAAAAGUCAUUUUGCGUUAUAAACAUACUGGCCGUACAUAACAACACUUUUCUUAAAUGUAUAAACGCAUAUAAAUAAAAAAAAAAUAUCAUUCAUACACACACACACACUGUGAAAAACAGCGUUUGAAAAUGUUUAGUAACAUGUGCAUAUAUCACAGUAGUUGACAUACGAAAACAUAUUUUGGCAUACCUUCGCACAUUCAAUCUCAUAAACAAUAUUUAGAUUUCAUUUUUAACAAAGAUGCUGAGGACAGUCUGACAUAAAAAAAAAAUAAAUA
This is a messenger RNA of Linepithema humile (Argentine ant), 6276 nucleotides long. It is a transcript of the gene ninaC, whose product is annotated as STKc_myosinIII_N_like and MYSc_Myo21 domain-containing protein ninaC. NCBI's taxonomy places the organism in Eukaryota, Metazoa, Arthropoda, Insecta, Hymenoptera, Formicidae. The record is from RefSeq and is a predicted model, not a curated record. Gene Ontology annotation, cellular component: myosin complex. Gene Ontology annotation, molecular function: protein serine/threonine kinase activity; protein binding; protein tyrosine kinase activity. Gene Ontology annotation, biological process: peptidyl-serine phosphorylation; regulation of actin filament length.